ACUAUUCUUUUCAAAAGUAAUUUCUAUUUACUUCUGACUUCUAAGAUGGGCAACAAUAUCUCUUUUAUUUUCCUCAUGAUUUUUGCAUCCUUUACGGCCAUGGCAGUAGCACGACGGCAGGAUGCGGGCAUUUCGUGCGGUCCAAAUGCAGAGUUCACUACAUGCGGCGCCUUUUGCCUGCCCACAUGCUAUAUUAGUCCGUUUCCAAUUCGCGCAGUUUGCCUGCAAGUAUGCCGCGUCGGCUGCCAGUGCAAUUCAGGAUAUGUGCUGAACAAUGCUGGCCAAUGUGUGUUGAGCAGUGAAUGUUAAUCGAAAUUUAGUUUUUUUAAUACAAUAA
This is a messenger RNA of Bactrocera tryoni, 337 nucleotides long. Its product is annotated as chymotrypsin inhibitor-like. The record is from RefSeq and is a predicted model, not a curated record. The coding region runs from base 46 to 309 and encodes 87 amino acids. The transcript has 2 exons. NCBI's taxonomy places the organism in Eukaryota, Metazoa, Arthropoda, Insecta, Diptera, Tephritidae.